Messenger RNA from Pistacia vera, 2996 nucleotides. RefSeq names its product putative ion channel POLLUX-like 2. NCBI's taxonomy places the organism in Eukaryota, Viridiplantae, Streptophyta, Magnoliopsida, Sapindales, Anacardiaceae. The record is from RefSeq and is a predicted model, not a curated record. Bases 146 to 2698 code for a protein of 850 amino acids. The transcript has 24 exons. Gene Ontology annotation, biological process: monoatomic ion transport.
CGUUCAGAUAUGAUAGUGUAGUUUCGAAAUUACAAAUUAAACGUUCUCUCUUUUCUUUUUCCACAACCAAACUCCUUCCUCUCGGUCAGUCUUUUUGUCAGACUUCAGAGCACUGAAAGAGAGAGCCCGAGCCCGAGCCGCAGAGAUGCUUCUUGGUCAGUUGCUGAGCUCGCAGCCAUGCGUUUUAACUCCUCCAUUUUCGACUCCGACUCCCACUCGCUCUAACUCGUCUUCUUCAAAGAGGAAAUCAAUGACGUGCCACUUUUGGUGGAUCCAGUCUUCUUUACAGGCACAUAAUUUUAAAUUACAAAAUGCAGGUAAGUGGGAGGCUUGUUCUCAAAGAACAUGGGAUAAGAUGGAUCCUAAUAUGCAAAUACAUUUGGGUUCUAAGUUAUGUAGGAUGGACCAGAAUGAUACUCAGGGUUACCAAGCUGAACUGAUGGUUGGAAGAUUGUCUUCAUUUUUCCUUCUUAGAUUGACACAAGUGAAUUUUGUAAAUAUCUUUGCAAAGAUGAUUCAAGACUUACUUCCCUUUGUGGUUCGGAUUUUUGGGACGAGGGGCUUGCCUUUUGCUUGUAUGUCUAAUUCCUUGAAUAAACCCACGCCUCUUAAGUUGGAUGUGUCCUUGCCUUCAUUUCAAGAUGUAAGAUGGAGCGUUGCACGGUUACUGUAUUUAUUCAACAUCCAACUUGAGAGAAAUGUUGCCACGUUCCUUGUGGUGCUCCUUGUAGCAUGCUUCUCAUUUGUCAUCAUUGGUGGUUUUCUGCUCUUCAAGCUCAGGGAUCAUACACAAUCUUUGGAAGACUGCUUAUGGGAGGCUUGGGCAUGCCUUUGUUCAUCAUCGACUCAUUUAAAACAAAGAACACGGAUUGAACGUGUUAUUGGCUUUAUUCUUGCUAUAUGGGGCAUAUUGUUUUAUUCUCGACUAUUAAGCACAAUGACAGAGCAGUUCAGAAAUAAUAUGCAAAGGCUCAGGGAAGGGGCACAAAUGCAAGUUCUGGAGAAUGAUCAUAUCAUUAUUUGUGGAGUUAACAGUCGUCUAAAUUUCAUCCUAAAGCAACUAAAUAAAUAUCAUGAGUUUGCUGUUCGCUUAGGUACUGCUACGGCGAGGAGACAGAGAAUUCUUCUUAUGUCAGAUCUUCCCAGGAAGCAGAUUGAUAAACUUGCUGACAAUUUUACCAAAGAUCUUAACCAUGUUGAUGUGCUUACAAAGAGUUGUAGCCUGAGCUUAACAAAAUCAUUUGAAAGAGCUGCUGCCAACAAAGCUCGUGCCAUUAUCAUUCUGCCAACUAAAGAAGAUAGGUAUGAAUUUAAUACUGAUGCAUUUCUAUCGGUACUAGCCCUUCAACCAAUUCCAAAGAUGGAAUCUGUUCCCACAAUUGUUGAGGUUUCAGAUUCUAAUUCAUGUGAGCUCCUAAAAUCAAUAUCAGGAUUGAAAGUAGAGCCAGUAGAAAAUGUUGCAUCCAAAUUAUUUGUUCAGUGCUCUCGGCAGAAGGGGCUCAUAAAGAUUUACAGACACUUGCUCAAUUAUCAAAAAAAUGUAUUUAAUCUCGGCAGUUUUCCUAACUUAGCAGGAAUAAAUUAUAGGCAACUAAGGCGUGGAGUUCAAGAGGCAGUUGUUUGUGGUCUUUAUAGGAAUGCAAAGAUAUACUUCCACCCAAAUGAUGAGGAAAUUCUGCAGCAAACUGACAAAGUUUUGUUCAUUGCACCUGUUCACUGGAAAAAGAAGCCCCAGAUUGCAUAUUCAAAUGUUGUCAAAGGAAAUAAAACUGGUCAAGAUUUAGAACCAGAAAAUAAUGCUGAUACUCCAGAUCAUGCGUUAGAAUUGUAUAAAUCGAGACUUGAAUUAAUUGUAAAGCGUCCCAACAAACCAGGGUCAAAGGGAUCAGACUGGAGUUUAGGACCAAAAGAAUGCAUACUUUUGGUUGGGUGGCGUUCAGAUGUUGUUGAAAUGAUUGAGGAGUAUGAUAAUUAUCUUGGACCUGGCAGUGUGGUGGAAAUAUUAUCAAAUGUACCAAUAGAUGACAGGAAGAGGGCAACCAAUGCUCUUGGUCAUGGUAAACUCAAGAAUGUCCAGGUCUCCCAUAGGAUUGGGAACCCUAUGGACUAUGAUACUUUGAAGGAAACCAUAAUAAAUAUUCAACAUACGGUGAAUAAUAGUGAAGAUAUUCCCUUCUCUAUUGUUGUUAUAUCUGAUAGAGAAUCGCUUUUUGGAGAUCCAACUAGGGCAGAUAAGCAAUCGGCAUAUUCUCUUCUUCUUGCUGAAAAUAUCUGCAGCAAACUAGGAGUGAAGGUACAUAAUCUAGUUGCCGAGAUUGUUGACUCAAAAUUGGGAAAACAAAUUACAAGAAUUAAACCAUCCCUGAUUUAUAUAGCUGCCAAGGAAGUAAUGAGCCUCGUAACAGCUCAAGUUGCGCAGAACAGUGAACUGAAUGAGGUGUGGAAAGACAUUCUUAAUGCAGAAGGUGAUGAAAUAUAUGUAAAGGAUGUUAGCCUUUACAUGAAAGAGGGGGAGAAUCCAUCAUUCUCAGAGCUGGCUGAGAGGGCACAUUUGCGGCGAGAGGUCGCCAUCGGUUAUGUAAAAGACAACAAAACGGUUAUCAAUCCCCCUGCCAAGUCGAAACCCCUAUCCCUUAACUUGACCGAUUCAUUAAUUGUCAUCUCUGAACUUGAAGGAGAACAACCCAUCAUCGGAUAAAUCUUCGUUCGUUCUUGGUUCCUGUUUCCCUUUUUGUCGUUUCAGGGUCAGCAUUGCUGCAGUGUGAAUAGGCAGUUUCAUCAUAAAAAAGUGUUCUCUAAAAUUUUGUCACUGGAGAAUGCGAGUAUUCAAGGUGUAGAUUUGCGAGAAAAGCAUUUGCUUCUUUUUAUCAUUGUAACAAUGAGGUAAACAAGAAAAGAGGUCUUGUAAAUUUCUCUUCAUUCAUGUUUCUGUGUAGGUAAAUGUAAUAUCAAAUAAUUGUCUGUGUUUUAAACAGUAUAAUUUUUUCUUCCAUUUA